AUGGGCACGGUUUCAAUCUCACCAUUCUCAGCUCUACGCUCACUCUCUGCCCCAAAAGGUUACCAUUCCUUUGCAAUUUUGAGCUCUUUCAAGCAUUUCACGGCCAAAGAAAAUAGCCAUCAAUUACAAUUGCUUCAUAACACCAAUGUUUUGAAAGCGUAUAGUAUAAGGAGGGGAAGCUUCAGCUUCCAUGGUGCUGACAGGCACUCCAAGUUGAGAAAUUUUUUGGUUGAGUCAAACCCAACAUCUUCAUCUUCAUUACAGACCCACAUGGGAACGUGGGAAGAUCCUGACGAUGGCAGCGGCAGUGAAGAUGAGGAAGAAACAGAAGAACAUGACUUGGGUUUCCAAAGUGAAUGGGAAGAAGAAGGAGAAGGAGAAGAAGAGAAGGGUGCUCCAGCUGCUGCUUUUGUUGACAGGUCCACAACAAACAAGUAUGAAGAGGAACUUGUGAAAGAGGUGGAACAGCUCUUGGAGCAAGAAGAAAAAGCAAUUUUGCACAAGCAUGCGACUCCCUAUAUGAAGAAAAUAUCAACUGCAAAAUGGAAUCCAGUACAUACUCUUGCACUAUCGGGGCUGGUAACUUUCAUGGACAAGUUACUUGACGAUGGUGUAGAUAUUAAUGUUGUUGAUAAGGAUGGCUUAACUGCUCUUCAUACUGCAAUCAUAGCCAAAAAGGAAGCUGUUAUUAGUCAUCUUCUAAGAAAAGGUGCAAGUCCUCAUAUCAGAGAUGGGGAUGGUGCUACGCCACUUCAUUAUGCAGUACAAGUAGGCACCAAGCGGAUUGUCAAGUUAUUGAUCAAAUAUAAAGUUGAUGUCAAUGUUGCAGAUAAUGAUGGAUGGACUCCGUUGCAUAUUGCUGUACAAAGUAGAAAUAGAGAUAUUGCAAAAAUUUUGUUAGUCAAUGGUGCAGAUAAGAGUAGAAGAAAUAAGGAUGGCAGAACUCCCAUAGAUCUGGGCUUAUGUUAUGGGAAAGACUUCAAGUCCUAUGACCUCACCAAGCUACUGAAGAUAGUGCCAAUGGACAGAGAGUUUUAG
Messenger RNA from Prunus armeniaca (apricot), 1038 nucleotides. NCBI's taxonomy places the organism in Eukaryota, Viridiplantae, Streptophyta, Magnoliopsida, Rosales, Rosaceae. The record is from the annotation of a GenBank genome assembly.